Messenger RNA from Tricharina praecox, 1785 nucleotides. RefSeq names its product Nin one binding Zn-ribbon like-domain-containing protein. Gene Ontology annotation, biological process: ribosomal small subunit biogenesis; maturation of SSU-rRNA. The transcript has a single exon. Bases 134 to 1411 code for a protein of 425 amino acids. Gene Ontology annotation, cellular component: preribosome, small subunit precursor. Gene Ontology annotation, molecular function: RNA endonuclease activity. NCBI's taxonomy places the organism in Eukaryota, Fungi, Ascomycota, Pezizomycetes, Pezizales, Pyronemataceae. The record is from RefSeq and is a predicted model, not a curated record.
CAGUACCCCACCAACCCACCAACCCACCAACCCACUCGGCGCACCGAGCGAACCUCUGCAACCUCUGCAACCUCUGCACCCGCGAACCCACUCACACAAAAACGACAUUUACACUGUUCCCGCCAACUACACGAUGACGAGUCUCGCCACGCCCACCCCAGGGCCCAUUCCCACGGCGAAAGCAGUGAACACACUGAUCAUCGACACGGGUCCGAUCCUGACCGCGUCCUCAGCGCCGAGCUACUACCUUUCUUCCGCCGACCGCAUUCUAACCACUCCGGCUGUGCUCGAGGAGAUCCGCGACAAGUCCGCGCGCGCCCGCUUCGACACGCUAUGGAAGCCCUUUGUUGCCGUACGCUCGCCGCGCGCGGAGAGUCUCAAGUUCGUGGCGGAUUUUGCAAAGAAGACGGGCGACUUUGCCACCUUGAGUAAGACCGAUAUGGGACUCAUCGCCCUGGCGUAUGAGGUCGAGCUCGAGGUCGCAGGUGGUGAUUGGAGGAUCAGGAAUGCGCCGAGUAAGGAGCUGAAUGGGCCGUUGCCGGAGGGGUGGGGGUGGGAGGGGAAGAUUGUUGGGAAGGAUGGGGAGGUUGAGGGGGAGAGCAAGGAGGUGGCGAAGGGGGAGGAGCUGAAGGAGGGCGAGGCGAAGGAGGCGGAGACUAUUGAGGCGGCGGCCGAGGAUGUCGAGAAGUUGGAGGAGCAACUGGUGGAAGACCUGGUGGUGGACGAACUGCACCAGCCCGAGAGCAUGCAAGAAGUCGAAGCCUCUGACUCGGAAGACUCGGACGACUCUGACGGCUGGAUCACACCGUCGAACCUUCACCGGCACGUGAACCCCAUACCAGCCGCGCAAUCCGCCGGCGACGAAAAACUCACCGUGGCACUAGCGACCACCGAUUUCGCCAUGCAGAACGUUUUACUGCAGAUGAACCUGCACCUGCUGUCGCCCACGUCGCUGAUGCGCAUCAAGAACGUGCGCUCCACCGUCCUGCGCUGCCACGGCUGCUUCUUCGUCAUCCGCAACCCCACCGGCGUCACCCACUUCUGCCCGCGGUGCGGUGCUGGAGACACCCUGCGCCGCGUAGGAUGCUCCACCGACGCCGAUGGCGUCUUCAAACUCCACCUGAAGAGGAACUUCCAGCACAACGUCCGCGGAAACGUCUUCGCCAUCCCGAAACCUGUCGCUGGAACGGCUUCUAUGAAGGGCGUGCCCGAUGCGCCCGUGCUAAGGGAGGACCAGAAGGAGUACCAGCGCGCCGUCAAGUGGGAGGGCUACAGGAAGGAGAAGGAUCUGCUGGAUCCUGAUUAUUUGCCGGCGAUUCUCACGGGGAAUAGGAGGAGAGGAAGCGCCAUUAGGGUCGGUGCGGGACGGGGGAAAAAUCCGAAUGAGGUCAGGAGGACGAGGAAGAAGUAGAUCUGGGCUUGGAAAUAGAGAUAAUCAACGGAUCAUUUGCGAUGCUUUGCAUUCGUGUUUUUCGGGAAUUGGAAAAGUUGGGUUUUGUUCUAUAUACGGGAAUAAAAGGAUCACCUUGUGCUUGCAGUUUUCUCCAUGAACGAGGAACAAGCCGAGACAGCCAGCAUCAAGGCAAGCGCUGAUGGAGCGUAAGGGGGCCGUUGCGACGAUUGAGGGUCUCUCGGGACGGCUCUCUCGGAGCCGGACUCAUGGCGCGAGCUCAUCAGGAUGCUAUGUAACGUGUAUGCUACUCUCGUCGAUGUGGUUUAUGUACAUCAUUUGUCUUUCGGUGCGCAGGCGGAAGUUCGACUCCUGUUCGCAGCCUCCCCAUCCCC